UGAGCUCAUAGUCACUCCCCUCACAUUGAGCUGUGGGGGUGGGGGAGGGGGGGAAUUGUAAAGGACACCAAAGAGGAAUUUCCUCCCCAGAAGAGAGUUUGUUCCAACAACUAUGUGAGGAGAUUCAAAGGGUCUUGGUAUAGACUGGAGUGGUUCACCAUCUUACUUUCCAAAAUUAUAUGGAAGUUGUUCUGAAAACAAACUCUGUGUCUUGGUAAGGAAAGAUCCUUUAAGGAAACAUGAUGAAUUACUACAGAGUACUAGGUGUGCCUCAAAAUGCAUCCCCCGCUGAUAUUAAGAAGGCUUACCACCAGUUAGCUCUUCAGGUACAUCCAGACAAGAACCCAGAAAACAGGGAGGCAGCUGAGGAGAAAUUCAAACGAGUAGUAGAAGCCUAUGACAUCUUGUCUGAUGCCAAGAAACGCAACAACUAUGACAAGUCCAAAGAGAACCACAUCAAAAUGGAAAAUACAGGUGACUGCAGAGACAAAAACUGCUUGAAAGAGAAACCACAGUUUAAGAGGCCACACUCUGGCUUUCAAAAUGUCUUUGAAGAUGGAGACUUCUUAGGAGAUUGUUUUUCCACUGGUCAUGUGGGUAAGGCCAGGAGAUUUCACUCCUCCUUCUUUGAUGUCAUCCCCAUAUUGGACACAGGAUUUUCCACAUUUGUAUCCCUGGGCUCUAGACCAAGUCCCUCUUCCUCUGGGACAUUAGUACCCUUUGUAAGCAGUGGAAUGGGAAACUUCAGACUGGUCACCACUUGUAGCCAGAUAGUGAAUGGCAAGAGAGUUGUUACAAAGAAAGUCCUAGAAAAUGUGAGAGGGAAAACUGAAGUGGAAAAGGACAGCCCAUUUCAUCAAAUUCCUCCACAUCAUGGGCAGGAGCCUGUGCAUGGCCUCCAGCGUCUUCUAGGGCUCGCUGCUCUCAGACUUCCCAUCUCUCAUCUCCCUCACAAAGUCCAAUCACCAUUCCUACUUGGAUCUAACAUCACAUGAAAAGAAGGCAAAUAUUUAACAUUAACAUCAUUUAAUAAACACA
Lontra canadensis (Northern American river otter) is the source of this 1038-nucleotide messenger RNA. Its product is annotated as dnaJ homolog subfamily B member 6-like. Gene Ontology annotation, biological process: protein refolding; positive regulation of proteasomal ubiquitin-dependent protein catabolic process. Lineage: Eukaryota; Metazoa; Chordata; Mammalia; Carnivora; Mustelidae. The transcript has 2 exons. The coding region runs from base 240 to 995 and encodes 251 amino acids. Gene Ontology annotation, cellular component: endoplasmic reticulum membrane; cytosol. Gene Ontology annotation, molecular function: Hsp70 protein binding; ATPase activator activity. The record is from RefSeq and is a predicted model, not a curated record.